AAGCUUUUUUGGGGACUUCAAUCAUUAGAAGAGGAGUAGCAUUCAGGUGAGAUCAACACUUCACCAAACUCUCUGUUUGUUGCACUGUAUAUAACCUCCUUUUCUUCCUGCUUCCCAUCUCCAUAUCCGCCUUCAAUGGCUCCCCUCUGCUGGGCUUUGGCUCUGGCCUUCCUCUGCACCGUCCAUGCUCAGCCGCCCGCAGCCUCCCCUUCUUCCACUUUGCCGGCGACGACGCCACCUCCGUCAUCUCCCGCCACCCCUACUGCCCCCACUGUGCCGCCAACAACGCCGCCUCCCACCACCACCCCAACUCCGCCCACUCUGCCGCCGGCGGGGCCGCCUCCCCCUACCCCCCCUGCCACAAGUCCAGCUGCGCCGCCUCCUACAGCCACUCCUACUUCUUCAUCGCCAGCCCCCCAAAUGCCGCCACCACAGCCACCGCAAGCUCCGCCAGUCUCUAGUCCGGCAUUGCCGCCGCCGCCUGUUGCUUCACCGCCUCCUGCGUUGCCGCCACCCCCGGUUGCUUCUCCACCCCCGGCCUUAGCGCCUGCUUUGCCGCCGCCGCUGCCAUCCCCGGCGCCUGCCCAACUGCCUCCGGCGCCAGCCCCGGUGGUGCAGACGCCUGCGCCGGCACCAGCUAAGGUGGCGCCGGUUCCUGCACCGGUGCCUACACCGCCGCCACCAGCGCCAGCCCCGGCCCCCCCACCUGCGCCACCCAUUGAGUCACCGGUGCCUACACCAAAGCACCAUCACCACCACAAGAAGAAGAAGCACAAACACAAGAAGCAUCAUGCACCGGCUCCGGCACCGACUGCAAUGGCACUGAGUCCUCCGGCGCCGCCAACACCUCCAACCGCGGACGACACAGCACCAGCACCAUCCCCCGAUCUGAGCGGAGCAAUUGCACCUAAGUGGGAAGGCAAAAGCACUGGAAAGUGGGUGAGGAUUGGAGUGGCAGUUGUUGCUGUUCUUGCUGUGACAGGCUUACAGUUUUGAGAAUGCUGUUUUGUGGGUUAUAUAUAUAAAUGAAUGGUUAUGUAUAGCUGAUGAUGAAGAAGAAGACAAGAUUGAAGAUGAGAUUCAUUCAUAUUUAAUUAUCUGUUCAUAAGCAUAGAGAAGAAUAAAACUAAAGAUCAUGAGCAGAGAUGCAAUUUCCAUUA
Messenger RNA from Diospyros lotus (date-plum), 1160 nucleotides. Its product is annotated as lysine-rich arabinogalactan protein 19. NCBI's taxonomy places the organism in Eukaryota, Viridiplantae, Streptophyta, Magnoliopsida, Ericales, Ebenaceae. Gene Ontology annotation, cellular component: plasma membrane. The record is from RefSeq and is a predicted model, not a curated record. The transcript is spliced from 2 exons. The coding region runs from base 136 to 996 and encodes 286 amino acids.